Molecule: messenger RNA, 264 nt
Organism: Caenorhabditis remanei
Lineage: Eukaryota; Metazoa; Nematoda; Chromadorea; Rhabditida; Rhabditidae
Exons: 1
Coding region: 1-264 (87 amino acids)
Source: RefSeq, a predicted model, not a curated record
AUGAUUACUGUGAAUCAUCUAUUACAAAUAGAUGAAUCAAAUGGACUCCGUAAAGUGGAAGCAAAAGUUUCUUACUUUUGUAUGACCAAAAAGUCAAUUGUUUGGAGAUCACGAAAAACUGCUCCAAAAAAUGAGUGGAGAUUCACAAUUCUUCAAAUGGCAAAGGAGAAAGACGCGUCGGAAUACGUUCAGAUAACGGACACUGAACAAUCUGAACUAGAUGCAAGAGCUGAAGCAGAAAGAGAGAUUGUAUGCACAGUCUAA